Purpureocillium takamizusanense is the source of this 1604-nucleotide messenger RNA. RefSeq lists its product as uncharacterized. The transcript has a single exon. Gene Ontology annotation, molecular function: protein binding. NCBI's taxonomy places the organism in Eukaryota, Fungi, Ascomycota, Sordariomycetes, Hypocreales, Ophiocordycipitaceae. Gene Ontology annotation, biological process: protein polyubiquitination; transcription-coupled nucleotide-excision repair; proteasome-mediated ubiquitin-dependent protein catabolic process. Gene Ontology annotation, cellular component: Cul4A-RING E3 ubiquitin ligase complex; nucleotide-excision repair complex. The coding region runs from base 79 to 1521 and encodes 480 amino acids. The record is from RefSeq and is a predicted model, not a curated record.
ACGACAUCGCAAGUCGCCGGUGGCCGCAUCGACGGACGAGACGAACACAAAUCCUGCGCGCCUCGGGAGACUAGAUGAAUGCAGGCUCGCCUCCUGACCCGUGAGACGGGUGAGCUCGGUCCAAACGAGUUUGCGCGCACCGUCGCCUCCGACCUCGUGCGAUCGUUUGCGCCCGCGCCGCAGCACCGCUUCAAUGGCUCGGUCCUCCAAGGCGCCGACGCGUCCGACGCGAGCGACCGGCCGCACACAAUACGCGCUCACGCCGCCGGCGUCAGCAGCCUGGCGCUAGAAAAGUUCGACGGGCGCCUGCUUGUGUCUGGCGGCGCCGAGGGGGCCAUCAAGAUAUGGGACCUCGAGGAGAGCGGCAACCCGCACAGGCCGCAUGCGUAUCGUCCCGUGGCCACGAUUGCGCGCUCAGCGAGGGACCAACGGGGCGGCGGCCACAGUCACGGGGUGACGCAUCUCGACUUCUACCCCUUCGACCCGGACGCCUUCCUGUCGAGCUCGUACGACAAGCGGCUCAAGCUCUGGUCCACGCAGCGCGGCGCCUUGUCGGCCGAGUUCGACCUCAACGCCACGAUCUACUCGCACGCGACGAGCCCCGUGGCCGACCACCUCCUGGUUGCGUGCGCGACGCAGCACUCCAACGUGCGCCUCGUGGACCUCAAGUCCGGGUCGGCCGUGCAGGCCCUCGUCGCGCACGGCGGGCCGGUCCUCUGCGCGGCGUGGAGCCCGCGCCGGGAGCACAUCCUCGCGAGCGGCCACGCCGACGGCAAGGUGCGCAUCUGGGACACGCGUCGCGCCGGCGGUGUCGUCGCGCAGCUGGACCAGGAGGAUUCGCUGGGCGUGGUGCACCGCUUCCGCCACGCUGCCGCCGCGGGCGCCGACUGGGAUCGCGUGCCGCACUUCCGCGCGGCGGCACAGGCGCACGACGAGGCGGUCAACGGGCUGCAGUGGACCGACGACGGGCGGUAUAUUGUGUCGGCCGGCCUCGACAGGCGCAUCCGGGUCUGGGACGCGGCGACGGGGGCCAACACGCUGGCCAGCUUCGGGUCGCUCGUGCAGAACCAGCACGCCAAGACUGCGAGCAUCGUGGUGACGCCCUCGGGGCUGGCUGACGGCCGCGAACUGCUGUUCUGGGCCAACGACCAGGAGAUUCUCGUGAUGGAUUUGCACGAGGGCAGCCUGGUGACGCGCCUGCGCAGCCCCGGCUCGUCGAACCCAGUUGGGCCACGGGGGAGUGAGAUGGGCAGGAACCGCAUCACGACAGUCGCAUGGCGGGGUGUAGGUGGUGGAGGAAGGCAGAUGGGCUCUGCCAUGGGCGGAGGCAACGCAGUGGGUGGCAUCUAUAGCGCUCACCUUGAUGGGCAGAUCCGCGCGUGGAUGCCGCAGAUACCCGGGCCAGACGAUAUAGACGAGACGGAAGACCUCGAUGAAGAUGAAGAAGUGCGACGGAAGAAGAGAAAGGCCGUCGACGAUGCAUACAGGAGUCUGAUGGGCAGGCAGAUAACUUUUACAUGAGUCCACGCCGUGUGGAUGAGCUAUAUGUAGACUCGCCCUGGACUCGUGGCAAACAAGGACAACAAAUCUAGAUCUAAUCCUGG